Lipotes vexillifer (Yangtze River dolphin) is the source of this 1248-nucleotide messenger RNA. RefSeq names its product purinergic receptor P2X 2 (gene P2RX2). Gene Ontology annotation, molecular function: ATP binding; purinergic nucleotide receptor activity; extracellularly ATP-gated monoatomic cation channel activity. The record is from RefSeq and is a predicted model, not a curated record. The transcript has 12 exons. Gene Ontology annotation, cellular component: signaling receptor complex; plasma membrane. Lineage: Eukaryota; Metazoa; Chordata; Mammalia; Artiodactyla; Lipotidae. The coding region runs from base 1 to 1248 and encodes 415 amino acids. Gene Ontology annotation, biological process: response to ATP; calcium ion transmembrane transport.
AUGGCGGCGGCCGAGCCCAAGACCCCCGCGGGGACGGCCGCGGCCCGACGCCUGGCCCGGAGCUGCUGGUCCGCGUUCUGGGACUACGAGACGCCCAAGGUGAUCGUGGUGAAGAACCGGCGCCUGGGCAUCGUGUACCGCGCGGUGCAGCUGCUCAUUCUGCUCUACUUCGUGUGGUACGUGUUCAUCGUGCAGAAGAGCUACCAGGACAGCGAGACGGGCCCCGAGAGCUCCGUCAUCACCAAGGUCAAGGGCAUCACCUCGUCCGAGCACAAAGUGUGGGACGUGGAGGAGUACGUGAAACCCCCCGAGGGGGGCAGCGUGUUCAGCAUCAUCACCAGGAUCGAGGUCACCCCCUUCCAGACCCUCGGAACCUGCGCCGAGAGUAUGAGGGUCAGAAACGCCACGUGCGACUCGGACGAGGACUGCGUGGCUGGGCAGCUGGACAUGCUGGGAAACGGCCUGCGGACCGGGCGCUGCGUGCCUUAUUACCACGGGUCCUCCAAGACCUGCGAGGUGUCCGGCUGGUGCCCGGUGGAAGACGGGGCCUCAGUCAGCCAGUUUCUCGGUAAGAUGGCCCCGAAUUUCACCAUCCUCAUCAAGAACAGCAUCCACUACCCCAAAUUCCAGUUCUCCAAGGGCAACAUCGAGAACCGGAAGGAUGGCUACCUGAAACACUGCACAUUCCAUGAGGUCUCUGACCUCUACUGCCCCAUUUUCAAGCUGGGCUACAUCGUGGAGCAGGCAGGGGAAAACUUCACGCAGCUGGCACACGCGGGUGGUGUAAUUGGGGUCAUUAUCAACUGGGACUGUGACCUGGACCUGUCGGCGUCAAAGUGCAACCCCAAAUACUCCUUCCGGAGGCUCGACCCCAAGCACGUCCCAGCCUCAUCUGGCUACAACUUCAGGUUCGCCAAGUAUUACAAAGUAAACGGUAGCACCACCCGCACACUCAUCAAAGCCUACGGGAUCCGAAUUGACGUCAUCGUGCACGGACAGGCAGGGAAGUUCAGCCUGAUUCCCACCAUCAUUAACCUGGCCACAGCGCUGACCUCUAUCGGGGUGGGCUCCUUCCUGUGCGACUGGAUCUUGCUAACGUUCAUGAACAAAAACAAGGUCUACAGCCAUAAGAAAUUUGACAAGAUGGUGGAUGCUCCCAAGCGGGGUGCAGGACCAGGGCUUGGCGCCUCUGAGCCUUCCCAACAGGACUGCGCUCUCACAGACGCCCGAGGUUUGGCCCAGCUCUGA